UAAUCUUUCAGGAGGACAUCUAGCUGCUGCCAUAACGAGAUCUGCUGUAUGACUACAGGUUAUUUUAUUCACAUUUAUUCUGCAUUUAAGGAUUGCAUUUAAUACACUAACAUCAUCAUGAAAUCAAUGAGGGAAGUUGAUCUGGAUACAUACAGUCUGUCUUUACUUACGGCAAAAGAAGACAUCCUGAAUCCACGCUCGUCAACAAACUGGGCUUUAUUCACCUAUGAUGGAAUAAUGAACAUGCUCAAACUGGCUGAUUCUGGAGCAGGUGGAUUGAAAGAGUUGACAGCUAAGCUUCACCCUAAAUGGCCACUUUAUGGGAUGUGCAGGGUGGGCAAAGCUCAACCUCGCAUCGCUAUGAUAUUAUGGGUAGGAAAUGAAGUGGAUGGGUACCGCAGAGCUGAGUGUGCCAGUCAUUUACCAGCAAUCAGGGCUUUCUUUAAGGAAGUUCACAUCUUUCUUCCUGCCCACACUUUGGAUGAAAUCACAGAGGAGAGGAUCUGUACACUGGCCUAUAAUGCUGCAGUGCAGGGGCCGAGAGGGAGACCCAGCCGCCGGACAGAAGACAGACAGGCCAUUGUGGGCACUAAUUACAAGCGGACAAUCGCAGCUGCAGAGAUCCAAAGAAUACAGAGAGAUUCUUUUUGGGCGCAUGCAGAGAGAGAAGAGGAGGAAAGGAAAAAGGAGGAACAGCGGAGGGCAGCAGAGGACAGGAAGCAGAGAGAGAAAGAACGUUUGCUCCAGGAAAGGAGAGAUGCAACAGAGAGAGAGAGGAGGAUGAAUGAAAAAGAACAGAAAAUAAAGGAGCAGAGGAGAAUACAGGCCCAAAUGGAGGCAGAGGCCUGGAAACUGGAGAAAAUAAAAUGGGAGCAUGAGGAAAGGGAGUGUGAAGAAGAGGAAAUUAGAGCUAGAUAUUCACGCUCUCAAUCAGAGGAGAUUGCUGUGGAGGCAGCAGCUCUUGUGUCUCAGCGUGCUGUAAACCCCAGAGAGUUUUUCAGACAACUGUCCUCCUCAAGUGUCCACAUAGCCUCCCAUCCCAGCUCCACAUGUCCAGCCAGGAGUCCCUAUAGGCGACUGCAUCAAAGUCAGACAGACAAUAUCUUCAGGUUCAAUGAAUCACCUUCUUCUACACCUACUUCCCCAUACAGAUCAUCAGUGGUAUCGCCUUACUUUCCGUCAACUCCCACAUCCCGGAGCCCAAUCCUUUUCACUAGCACUACGGCUUCCUUGCUGCCGAAUGGUGCAAUGGUAUCUACCAAAAGCCAGAUCCAGCAAUCUAAGAUGAUGGAGCCACAGCUCCAAACUCAACCAUUACAUACAACCGAUGCAACUGAAUCUGAAAUCAAAACUCCUGUCAGUGAUAUACUAGACAGUCUGGUCUUUUAUCCACCUCCACCAACCCCUGAACAGCUCCAACCAGAUGAAUCAGUGGUAGCCGAUGAGUUUCCUCCACUUCCCCCUGGUUAUGAGAAUUCACCAGAACCAUCUGUGGGCCAGCCUGAGACACUUGAUGACCCCUUAGACCCUUUUCUUCCUCCAUCAUGUGUUUUGGUACCUGAGCCACCCACCAGACCACUUCCUGCUCUGUCUGUUGCUCCACGAACGCUGAACGACCUGGAACCGGGGAGGGAUUUUACUGCUUGGGCAUCGGGUAUAUCUACGGUUGAGGAGGGGGAGGAUGAAGGGAAUGAAGCAAAAGAGAUGAAAUAUGAGGGGAAAGAUGCAACUGAAGAGAUGUAUGGAGAGCGAGGGGGGCAUGAAGAAGAGAAGGGAGGUGGAGAAGAGAGAGCUGAAACUGGAGAGAUGAAAAACAGGGGACAGGAAGAACACGAUGGGAUGACUAUGGAAAAUCAUGAAAGUGAAAAAGAAUCAAAUGGUAAAAUGAUGGAGAAAUAUGAGAGUGGAAAAGAACAAGAUGGGAAAAUGUUGGACGAAUGUGAGAGUGAAGAAAAACAAGAUGGAAAUAUUAUGGAAGAAUGCGAGAGGGAAGAAGAUAAAGUUGGGGAGAUUGUGGAAGAAUUUGAGAGUGGCAAAAUUAUAGAGGAAAAAGAAAGUGAAAAAUAUGGGAAAGAUUUGGAAAAAAAUAUGGAAGAACAUGAGCAAGAUGGGAAAAUUGUGGAUGCAUUUGACAGUGAAAAAGAAGAGAAAAGCAUGGAAAUAUCUGAAACUGAAAUGAAACUAUAUGCAAAAAUUAUGGAAAAAUGUGGGCAAGAAACUGAACAAAAUAGGAAAAUGAAAGAAAAAUGUGAUGAAGAACAUGACAGUGAAAAUGAGCAAGCUGGUAAAAUUAUGAAAGAACAUGAGGUUGAAAAAAUACAAGAUGGGGGCAUCAUGGAAGAACUUGAAUGUGAAAAAGAACAAGACUGGAAAAUUAAUGAAGAAUUUAAGAGUGAACAAAUACAAUAUGCAAAAAUUAUGGAAGAAUGUGGGCAAGAUGGGAAAACUGUAGAAAAAUGUGAGGAAGAACAUAAGAGGGAAAAAGAAACUGAUAGAAAAAUAAUGGAAGAAGAUGGAAAAAAAGGAAAUCUAGAUGGAAAAACUGUGGAUGCAUUUGACAGUGAAAAAGAACAGGAUGAGACAAGCAUGGAAGGAUUUGAGACUGAAGAAAUACAUAAAUGUGAAGAAGAACAUGAGAUUGAAAAAGAACAGAACCAGAAAAUGAUAGAAGACUGUGAGGGUGAAAAAAUACAAUAUGGAGACAUAGAAGAACAUGAACGUGAAAAAGAAGAUGGCUGGAAAGUAGUGGAAGGAUUUGAGACCGAAAAAAUACAAUAUGUGAAAAUUAUGGAAGAAUGUGGGCAAGAAAAUGAGCAAGAUGGGAAAAUUGUAGAAAUAUGUGAAAAACAUGAGAGUGAAAAAGAACAAGAGAGGAAAAUUGUAGAAAAUCAUGAAAAUGAGAAAAGUCUGACAGAACAUGAGAGCGAAAAUGAACAGGAUUGGAAAAUGAUAGAAGACUGUGGGAUUGAAAAAAUACAUGAUGGAGAAUUCAUAGAAGAAUAUGAAGGUGGAAAAGAGAAUCGGAAAGUAGUGGAAGUAUUUGAGACUGAAAAAAUUAUGGAGGUAUGUGGGCAAGAAAAUGAGCAAGAUGGAAACAUUUUUGAAAAAUGUAAGGAAGAACAUGAGAGUGAAAAAGAAGAUGAUGUUGAAGAACAAGAUGGUAGACGGUUGGAAGAACAGGAUUGGAAAAUUAAGGAAGUGUUUGAAAGUGAAAAAGAGCAAGAUUGUAAAAUUGGGGAAAUACAUGAAGAUGGGAAAAGUCUGGAAGAACAUGAGGGUGAAAAAGAACAGAAUCAGAAAAUGACAGAAAACUGUGAGAGUGAAAAAAUACAAUAUGGGAACAUCAUGGAUGAACAUGAAUGUGAAAACAAACAAGAUGGGAUGACGGAAAACCAACAGGACAGACAGAACCAAGACAAUGAACGAAUGUCACAUGUGGAUGUAGACAGAGCAGUUAACGUGACUGUGCUCAGGAAGGAAGAAUCAUACACAGAAAUAAUAAAGAAGAAUGAGGCGACAGAAGUAGGUGAUGAAAAUGAGAAGGAACAGAUGGACACACCUUUAAUCCAGACAGAGGAGGCUGAUGCAAUUUUUUCCCAGCAUGCACCACUCUUUCAAGAAUCCCAUGCUACAGAGCCAUCUCAAAUCAAUGACGCAUGUAUUCCUGAAAUCAUUUCAACCACUCAAGAUAAAAACGAGCCACAGAUUAGCUCAACUGAUACCUUACCCCAAAUAAACUUACCAACCAUUCAGGUCGAGACAGAUCUUUCUAGUUUGAGCAAUCAAGGAGAUUCAGACAUGAAAGAGAAGACUGAAUCUGUCGACUCUCAGGCUUCCUCAGAGACCUCCAAGAACAGCCCAGACGCCACAUCAGCAGAACAGACUCCUGACACAGAAACAUGUGCUACAGUGGAGGAUGAACAGACAGAAAUGCUUCAACAGGAUAAAAUUGUGGAAAGCAGCAAUGAUUUGGCUGAGGGGAUCAAUACUGAGUGCAAGACAUCACCUAUAGCUGAGAAUCAAGCCAGGACUGGACAGUCAGGUGAGGGGGAGUUUAAGCAAUUUCCUUCGUCUCUGGGUCUGAUGUGUCAGGAUUUGUCUGUGAGCGACGCUCUGCUUCCUCACUGUCAGUCUCGACACAGUGUAUCACCACCCAAGAGGUUGCGGUUGCAGGACGCUACGCUGCCUCAUGUUUCCCUUGCAAUCUCUCCAUGGGAUCCGGGGAGUCAGUUAAGAGCUUCUCCUCUGCCUGUACUUCAGGAUGCCACGCUUCCCAGGUUGGACUCUCUUCCUCCUCUCUGCUGCCAAGAACAGGAUUGGAAAAUUAAGGAAGUGUUUGAAAGUGAAAAAGAGCAAGAUUGUAAAAUUGGGGAAAUACAUGAAGAUGGGAAAAGUCUGGAAGAACAUGAGGGUGAAAAAGAACAGAAUCAGAAAAUGACAGAAAACUGUGAGAGUGAAAAAAUACAAUAUGGGAACAUCAUGGAUGAACAUGAAUGUGAAAACAAACAAGAUGGGAUGACGGAAAACCAACAGGACAGACAGAACCAAGACAAUGAACGAAUGUCACAUGUGGAUGUAGACAGAGCAGUUAACGUGACUGUGCUCAGGAAGGAAGAAUCAUACACAGAAAUAAUAAAGAAGAAUGAGGCGACAGAAGUAGGUGAUGAAAAUGAGAAGGAACAGAUGGACACACCUUUAAUCCAGACAGAGGAGGCUGAUGCAAUUUUUUCCCAGCAUGCACCACUCUUUCAAGAAUCCCAUGCUACAGAGCCAUCUCAAAUCAAUGACGCAUGUAUUCCUGAAAUCAUUUCAACCACUCAAGAUAAAAACGAGCCACAGAUUAGCUCAACUGAUACCUUACCCCAAAUAAACUUACCAACCAUUCAGGUCGAGACAGAUCUUUCUAGUUUGAGCAAUCAAGGAGAUUCAGACAUGAAAGAGAAGACUGAAUCUGUCGACUCUCAGGCUUCCUCAGAGACCUCCAAGAACAGCCCAGACGCCACAUCAGCAGAACAGACUCCUGACACAGAAACAUGUGCUACAGUGGAGGAUGAACAGACAGAAAUGCUUCAACAGGAUAAAAUUGUGGAAAGCAGCAAUGAUUUGGCUGAGGGGAUCAAUACUGAGUGCAAGACAUCACCUAUAGCUGAGAAUCAAGCCAGGACUGGACAGUCAGGUGAGGGGGAGUUUAGUCAUUUCUAUUAAGAAAGUUUUCACAAAACAAUUAAGCAACU
Sinocyclocheilus grahami is the source of this 5234-nucleotide messenger RNA. RefSeq names its product axoneme-associated protein mst101(2)-like. The transcript has 12 exons. Gene Ontology annotation, cellular component: site of polarized growth; actin filament; postsynaptic membrane. Lineage: Eukaryota; Metazoa; Chordata; Actinopteri; Cypriniformes; Cyprinidae. Gene Ontology annotation, molecular function: actin filament binding. The coding region runs from base 118 to 5205 and encodes 1695 amino acids. Gene Ontology annotation, biological process: positive regulation of dendritic spine morphogenesis; postsynaptic actin cytoskeleton organization; positive regulation of axon extension. The record is from RefSeq and is a predicted model, not a curated record.